AUGGAUCAGAAUCAGUAUUCGGCGUUCUCGCCAAUAUCAGCAACCGCUACUCGUCUUACUUUCGACAACAUUCCUCUCAACUCUCCUCAACACAAUGGUCCGAAGUCUUCCAAGAAGAAUGCCACACCAAAGCCUCCUGACACGUCAACAGCACCUGGAAGCAGCGCCAGGCGCAGGAACAGCACACCAGGCUUCAUUUCCGCAGACGGUGCCGAUAUCGUCUCCGUCGACGGUAACCUCAUUUCGCGAGCCAAUCCCUCGCCAGCCUUGGCGAAAGAUGCAUUGGCUGCCAUCGCAGCAGCGUCUUUAAAGCCGGCUCCUCCCAGGUCUGCAGCGAGGCAGAGCCGAGCCAUUGUUCCGGUUGCGGAGACGAGGCUCGAAGAGGAGGAGCAGGUCUGGCAGCGAUACCGGGAGUCAGGGUUGGACGAGGUCUUGGUUCUGCGGAAAGAGCGAGACGCGCUAAUGGAGAAGGCGAACUCGUUGGAUCAAGAGCUCUACGAGUACCAGUACAACAUGGGUCUGUUGCUGAUGGAGCGGCAGAAGUGGCUACCCAAGUACGAGGACGCGCGAGCGGCGCUGGAGGAAGCGGAAGCGGAGCUGCAGCGGGAAGCGACGGCGCACAGGGUCGCUCUGGCGGAAGCGAAGGAGCGGGAAAAGGCUCUACAAGACGCGCUCGCCAUCGAGCAGGACUGCGUCGCAAGCAUGGAGCGAGCUGUGAAGGAGCUGCAGGUGGAGGUGGAGGAGACGAAGAAGCACGCGCGCACGGCGCUGGACGAGGCCAACGCCACCAUGGCUGCCGCGCAGAAGAAGCUGGCGGCGGCGGAGGCGGCUAGCCGGCAGGUGGAGGCGAGCCGGAGCGAGGCGAGCAGGCGCAUUGCGGAGGCGGAGCGGAAGCAGCAGGAGCUGGAGGCCAGGGAGGCGAAUGGCAGGCGCGAAGUUCAGGCGGAGAAGGACAGGCUGGAGGCCAAGGCGCGGGAACUGGAGGCGCAGAAAGGGUCACUGAGUGACUGGGAGGCCAAGUUGAAGCAGCGCAAUGCGAAGAUUCUGGAGAGCGAGGAGAUGCUGGAUGCGCGGGAGGCGCGCAUAGGCGCAGCGAUGGACGAGCUCAAGGCGGCGGAGCAGCAGGCGGAGGCGCGGAAGGCGGCGCUGCAGGAGGAGGCGCGGCGGCUGGAGGGCGUACGAGAGCAGGCGCGGGAGGCGGAGAAGCGCGCGCGGAAGGAGGCGCAGGCGGUGGCGGAGGGGAAGGUGGCGCUGGCGAAGCGGGAGGGCGAGCUGGCGGUGCAGGAGGACCUCCUGGUGGCGCGCGAACAGGACGCGGUGGCAAGGGAGAUGCGCGGCAAGGAGUUGGAGCUGCGUGUGGCGAGCGAGCAGGAGAGGGUGCGCGAGUGGGAGGAGAGCCUGCGGAAGCGGCAAUCGGCGCUGGACGAUCUCAAGGCCAAGCUGGCGAGCGAGAAGAAGGGGCUGGACGAGGUGGAAGCGUCUUUGAGCAGUGGGCGCGUGCAGCUGGAGGAAAUGCAGGCAGAGCUGCAGAGCAAGGAGCGUGCGCUGCUGGCGGAGCGGGAGAGGGUGCAGGCGCAGGAGAACGAGGUGGAAGGGCUGCGCGCGCAGGUGGCGCAGAAGGAGGAGCUGGUGGAGCAGCGCGAGCAGGGCGCGCAGAGGCGCGCGGAGAGAGCGGCGGAGCGCAUGGCGGAGGCGGAGGCGCUGGUGCUGCAGGCGGCGAGCAGAGAGCGGGAGGUGGAGCUGAGGCAGGCACAGCUGGACAGGGAUUUGAGGCGGUUGGAAGUGGCGAGAGCAGAGGCGGACGCGGAGAAGCAGCAGCUGGAGGACCUCCGGGAGAGGGUUCGCUCUGAGCGCGCCGAUUCAGAGGCGGAGAAGCGCCAAGCAGCAGCUGCUCUGGCUAAAGCGGAGCAGACUAUAGCGGAGUCGGGGGUCAAGCGGGAGGCAGCGCAGGCGGAAAUGAAGCGGGCGCAGGAGCGGCUUGAGGAGGCGGAGAGGCGCGUGCAGGAGCUGAGAGCGGAGAAGGAGAGGUUUGAGAAGGAGUGGGAGGUGCUGGAUGGGCAGAGGGAGGAGGUGGAGAGGAUGGAGGUAGAAGUUGGGAAACUGAGGGAGAAAGCACUAGCUGAUGUGCAGAAGGAGAGGGAGGAGGUGAGGAGGCAAGAGAGGGAGGUUGAAGCGAGGUUGGAGAAAGGGAGAGAGGAGUUGGAGGAGGAGAGGAGAGGGAUUGCGGAGGAGUGGAGGAGGAAGGGAGAGGAGGUCGAGGCAGAGAGGGAGGAGGUGGAGAGGGAGCGGGAGAAGUUGCGUGAGGAGAGGAAUGCGCUGGAAGAAGCGUCUGCGGAGGUGGAGGGGCAGAGAGAGGCGCUGAAGGCCGAGCGGGGCGAGCUGAGGAAGGAGAUCGAGGAGAAGAAAACGGUGUUUGCUCAGCUGUCGCAACAGCAUGCAGCUCUGGAGCGGAAGGGGAAGGCGGUGAAAGCGGAAGAGGAGAAGGUGCGGGAGAUGUUGGCAGCGGCGGAGAAGGGUCGGAAGGAGCUGGAGCAGGAGAAGGAAGGGUGGAAGGAGCAGCACCAGCAGAUGCUGAGCGCCGUGCGGGCAGAGCGAGAAGGCGUGGAGGAGGAGAGGAAGCGGGUGGUAGCAGAGGCGCGGGAAGAGAGGGUGAGGCUGGGAGAGGAGGCGGAUGAGGUGGUGCGGGCGAGGAAGGAAGCGGACGAGGGCAGACAGCAGGUGGAGAGGGAGAUGGAGGAACUGGCUUUCCAGAGAGCUGCGUUACAGUCAGAGGAGAUUGAGCUUGGCAGCAGACUCGAGGACGUGAGCGCCCGGGAAUCAGCUCUUGAAGCGGCGGCUGAGCAGCUGAAGGGGAGAGAGGCGGCUGUAGCGGCACGGAUGGGUGAAGUAGAGGCGGCCCUGGCGGCUGUAGCGGCGAGGGAGGAGGAGGUGGUUCGGGCGCGGGAGGGGCUUGUGCGGGAGAGGGAGAGGAUGGAAGCAGAGGUUGAGCAGCAGAAGAGAGUGGUGGAGAUGGAACGGGAAGGAGUGGAGAUGGAAAAGCAGGAGGUUGCGGCGAGGGGCGAGGCGGAGAGGGAGAAGGUUCGGAUUGAGAGGGAGGCAGUGGGGAAAGAGAGGGAGCAGGUGGAGCGAGAGGCUGAGGAGGUCAAGAAGGCCCUUGCGGAGGUUCACAGGCAGAGGGGGUUGCUGGGAGAGGAGAGGGAAGCUGCUAGAGCAGAAGCAGCCGAGCAUCGGGCAGCGAUAAAAUCUCUUGUGGAGGAACGGGCAGCGGCGGAGAGGGGCGCGAAGGAGGCGAGAAACGCGUGGGAGAAGGCCAAGGGGGAGAUGGAUGCCCUGGAGGCUGAGAGGAAGGAGGUGCUGCAGGAGAGAGCGAGGCUGGAUGAGGAGCGGAAAGACUUUGUGAAGAAGAUUGCUUUGGAGAGGGAGAGCGUGGCAGUGGAUAGGAAACUGGCGCUGGAGAAGGUUGAGAGGGAUUCUGCUGGGGUGAAGCGGGAUAGGGAGUCUCUGGCGAAGGAGAGAGCGGCGCUGCUGAAGGAGCGGGAGAGGGUGGAGAAGGAGAAGGAGGGCGUGCAGAAGAAGCUGCUGGAGGUUCGGGUGGAGCGGGAGAAGGCUCGGGAGGAACGGACGAGCACAAGGCAAGAGCUGGCGGAGAGCAGGGCGGAGAGAGUGAAGCUGGGGCAGCAGAAGGCUGAGCUGGAGCGGGAGAUUAAGAUGCUGCAGGCUGAGAAGGCAGAGGUGCAAGGCGAGAGGGCGAAGGCGGAUCGGGCGAGAGAGGAGCUGGAGAGGCUGCGGGAGGGGCUGGUUGCUGAGCGGGCGGAAGUGACUGCUGCUUUGGGGAGGCUGGACAGGGAGCGGCUGGAUGUGGCAGCUUUGGCGAGGCGAGAGAGGGAGGCCGUGGAGAAAGAGAAGGCUGCUGCUGAGGCGAAGAUUGAGAAGGAGAAUGCGAGGCUGGCGAGAGAGAGAGGUGCUUUGGGGAAGGAGAGGGAGGCGGUUGGGAGAGAGAAGGACGAGGUGGUGGGAGCGAGAGAGGAGGUUAGGGCGGAGAGGGUUGCGCUGGCAGGGGAGAGACGGGAACUGAAGAAGGAACAGGCGGAGGCCAAGGCUGCUGCUGCUGAGCUGAAGGCUGCCAGGGCCGCAGCAGAGAGGGAGGCGGAGGGGGCGAGAGUGGCUGCUGCUCGGGCGAGGGCGGAGCAGGAAGCAGCGGUGAAGGCUGAGGAGAGCGUGGCUGCGGAGAGGGAGAAGCUUGCUGCUGCAGCGAGCGAGCUGGAGAAGGAGAAGGAGCUUCUGGAGAAGAUGCGAUCGGCUGCUGCAGCUGAACGGGCGGAAUUGGCUGCUGAACGCGCAGGGAACGAGGGGCUGCUGAGGAAGAUUGAGCAGGAGAGGGAGGUGGCGAGGCAGGAGAGGGAGAAGGAGAGGAGGGAGAUAGGAGAGCGGAUUGCGGAGCUUGAAGGGCUUGAGAAGCAGCAGGCGGAGGCGAUUCAGGCGUCGAGGAACAUUCAGGAGCAGCGGGCACAUCUGCGGGAGGAGAUGGAGGAGUUGGAGAGGGAGAGGGCGCGGCUGAGGGUGGAGGAGGCGAAGGUGAGGGAGGGUGGGAGGGAGCUGAUGAGUGAGAGGGAGAAGCAGAGGGCUGCGCUGGAGAAGGAGAGGGACGAGGCUGCUGCGGCACAGGCUGCCCGUGCUGCUGCGGAGGCUGAUAGGCUGGCAGAGAGGAUCGCGGAGUUUGAGGCCAGGAUGGAAGAGGAGAAGGCGAAGCUGCGGCGGAUGCGGGAGGCGGUGGAGGAGAAGCGGGUUGGGGUGGAGGAGGAGAGGGCGAGGAUUGAAGGCGAGAGGGAGGAGCUGAGGAGGCAGAGAGAGGAGAUGGUGGCGAAGCGGGUGGAGCUAAAGAAGGAGAUUGCAGAGAAGGAAGCAGAGGUGCUGCAGGUGGAGCAGCUGAGGAGGCGGCAGGAGAGGGAGCUGAGGGAGCUGGAGAAGCAGCGGGCUAAGGUGAAGGAAGAGAGGGAGGAGGUGGAGCGACAGAAUCUGGAGUUAGUGUCUCGCAGGGCGAAGGCGGAGGAGGAAGUGGCAACGACCCUGGCUGGAAUUGAGUCUGAGAGGGCUGCUGCUGAAAAGGAGCGGCAGGAGAAGGAGCGGGAUCUUAUGGCCCGCUCCCGGAGGCUGGAUGAGGAGCAGAGGCGGCGGCGGGAGGAGUGGGAGGCUCUGGUGGAAGAGGAGAGGAAGAAGAUGGAGCGGGAGAGAGAGGCGGUGGCGCGGGACAGGGCGGAUACUCAGAGGCACUGGGACGAUGUGCAGAAGAUGAUUCAGGAGCUGCACCAGCAGCGGCGGCAGCUGAAGGAGGAGAAGGAGGCGGGCAGGCGGACGGAGAGUGCGGAGAGGAGGCUGUCGGGCGGGUCGAGCUGGAUUGCUGGCGGGCAUGAUUUGGCGGAGCAGCUGCGGUUUGCGAGGGAGAGGCUGAAUGAGGAGCGGGAAGAUUUCGAGAUGGAGAAGAAGGAGCUUGAGGCUCAGCGUCGGUCAGUGGAGAUGGAGCGAGAGGGCAUGGCACGGGAGGCCGAACGGCUCCGUGUGCUCAAGUCCGAACUCGCCACCAUGGAGAACUCCCUGCUGGGCUCUCCUGCCCAGGCUCAGGCGAAAUCUCAGGUGCCAGCAACAGAGGCAGCCACAGCAGUAGCUGUUGCAGUAGCAGCAGCAGCAGAAGAGGCAGCAGAGGCAGCAGCAGCAGCAGCAGGAGCAGAUCGAGAGGGGGGGUUGUUUACAACUCCUGGAAGAGAAACCGGGGCUAAAUUCGGUAGUGCUGCUGCUGCUGGUGGUAGCAAGUCCCCUGCUGGUGCGGGUCCUUCAGGUAUGGAUGAGGAAAGAGAUACAGGGAAGGAAGGUGACGAGGGGGAGAAGGACGACGGGGAGGGUGUUCCUGAUGCUGACGCUGCUGAUGGGUAUGUGGAUGGGGAUGCUGCAGAGGGGGAUGAGGAUGAGGCAUUCAGGGAUGCAGAGGGGAUGGAAGCUGAGCCAGCAGAUGGUGCUGCUGGUGUGGCUGUCACUGGGGUGGUGGUUUCUGCUGCUGCUGCUGCUGCUGUGCGGGCUGCUGGGGAGGAGCAGGCGGAUGGUGCUGGUGUUGGAGUGGCGGAUGGUGUUGGGGCUGGUGCUGGAGUGGCGGUAGGUGUGGUGGAAGUCGAAGCUCAUCUGGCUGUAGCGACCGUAGCAGGAACGGCCGCUGCAGUGCCCAGCGCUACGGCCGAACCUGCCACACCAGUCAGAGCGCCUGUUGGAAGCCAGACCCCUUCGGGGCGUAUGAGGCGCAGAGGCGGGGCUGGGGAAGCAGACGGGGUUGCAGGGGAGGAGGUGGAUAAGCCGCGUCUCUUGUCGCCGUCGCUGCUUGAGGAGGUAAAGGAGUCUCUCUCCUCUCACCGCCCCUUAGCGGCUUUCGCAGCCAUUGAGAGGAGUCUUCUCGAGGAGUCCGCGCACCGGCGAGUGUUUGAUCAGCUGAUCGCUCCUCUCACUGACCGCCAAGGCCCGUGCGCCAAGGACAGCGCAGUGACGGGUGAGGCCAAGACCGCAGGCAACCGCGCGUUUGGAGAGCAGCAGUAUGCGGAGGCUGUGACCUGCUACAGCAAGAGAAUGGGACAGCUAAGGGAGGCUGAAGAGGAUUGCUCCCAUGCCAUCCACCUCUCUCCAUCUUACUGCGUUGCAACUGGCAGGGCAGAUUCCACCCAUACUACUGGUGCUACUGGUGCUACUGGUGCUACUGGUGCUACUGGUGCUACUGGUGCUACUGGUGCUACUGGUGCUACUGGUGCUACUGGUGCUACUGGUGCUACUGGUGCUACUGGUGCUACUGGUGCUACUGGUGCUACUGGUGCUACUGGUGCUACUGAUGCUACUGGUGCUAGUGGUGCUACUGGUGCUACUGGUGCUAGUGGCACUACAGGCUCCAUGCAUGGUGCAAGUCCCAAGAUGCUUCAAGACACCACGAAGUCUACCAGUGCUACUACAACACGAGUUGAUGGAAGUAAGGCAUUCGCAGCCCACCUGUCCUCUUUUGACAGCUCCGGCACCACAAAGUCUACCAGUGCUACCAACGCCACCAGUGCGACCAACGCCACCAGUGCGACCAACGCCACCAGUGCGACCAACGCCACCAGUGCGACCAACGCCACCAGUGCGACCAACGCCACCAGUGCGACCAAUGCCACUAGUGCUUCUCAGCAGGCAUGCGCAAGGGCUCCCCAAGACUCGCAUGCAGGGUGGGGCCUUCGGCUCGCUGCAGCGGGUUAUACAAGCAGAGGCACCAGAGCUGCUGCAGCCGGCACAGAGCCAUGCGCUGGUGCUCCCUGCCUGCCAGCUGGCGCUCCCGGCUUGCCAGCUGGCGCUCCUGGCUUGCCAGCUGGCGCUCCUGUUUUGCCAGCUGGCACAGUUGUGCUAGUUGAAGAACCGAUAGUUGCGGCACUCUUGAAGCCGCACCGCUCCUCCUGCUGCCACCACUGCCUGCUGCCCCUCCCCUCCAACCCCUUCCCCUGCCCUGGCUGCUCCUUUGCCCUCUUCUGCCGGCCCCUCUGCGCUGCUAUGGCUCUGGGAGUGGCAACGUCCAUUUCAGAUGCUGCUUCUACUGCCACAGAUGCUGCCUCUGCUACAGAUUCCACAGCUGCUACAAAUGCCCCACCUGCUACAGAUGCUGCCUCUGCUACAGAUACGGGUGCUACAACCGCAUUGGAAAAUGGGGGAGAUACAGGUGCUACAGCAGCGGAGCUGCUACAGCCGGGGUGGAGGGCAGGUGUUACCUGGUGGGGGGAGCAUCUGGGGGAGUGUGGCGGCAGCAGCUGGCAUGCUGCCUUGCCGGUGGAGGCCUGCUUGGUUGGUAGGGUGGUGGGGCAGGUGGGACUGGGGCAGGUGGGAUUCGGGGGGGGUGGACUAGCACAGGGUGAGGGAAGGAUUGAUGGCGGUGUGGAAGGAAGAAGAGGGCUGGGGAGGAGAAGGAGGGGGGUGGAUUCCUUCAUUGCCUUGUGUCAUCAUCUUGGUCCGCUUCCCCCUUCAUCAUUGCUUCUUCACAGUUUGAGAAGAGAGGUAGAAGGGAAGCAAGAAAAGGGAGGAGAGCAGCAGGGAAACGGAAAGGAGGUAGGAGGUGAGGAGGAGGAAGGGGGGGUAGAAAGAAGGGGGAGAGGAGAGGGAGAAGGGAUGGGAGAAGGGAUGGGAGAAGGGAUGGGAGAAGGGAUGGGAGAAAGGGGAGAGUUGCAGCUAGGGCAUGUAUGGCCGGAGGAAGAGUUUGUCCGUCUGGCUCUGCUCGCUAUAGUCACAUCCCAUUGCAUCAACUCCUCCCUCGCUACAGUUGCACUGGAACUAGCACAUGCAAAGGGGGAUAACAGGUGGAAGGACCAGCAUCACCAGCAGCCGCAGCAACAUGCCUUUUCUCUUCAUCACCGUUUGACUCGCUUCCGCGUGUCAAGUCUCCAAGUGCUGGUGGUGCUGGGUCAACUGCGGUUCAAUGCUGUGGCAGUGAGCCAGGUGCAGGGAGGGGAGAGUGGCGGCACUGCUGGUCAACUGGAGGGCAUUGAACAGGUACAGUGGUAA
Closterium sp. NIES-65 is the source of this 8553-nucleotide messenger RNA. The record is from the annotation of a GenBank genome assembly. Lineage: Eukaryota; Viridiplantae; Streptophyta; Zygnematophyceae; Desmidiales; Closteriaceae.